UGGAGGGGCCCUGACCUGCUGGUACGACUGCUUUGGCUUCUAAAAGUUUGGGAACCUCCAAGUCUGCACUCCAGGACAAUCUGCAAGGGGAUGCUACUCGUUGAGGACCCGGACAGCGACGUGACUCCUCCCAGCCGCCGGGUGGCGCUGCUGAAUGUGCCGGACGGAGGUGUCCGCUAUGCUACCUUUGACGAACAGAGUGACGAGCCGGCCAGGCGAGGCCGCGCUGGUGACAAUGAGACGAUGGAGCGUCGCCUCCCUGCUCUCCCCGAUAGUCUUCUGCUGGAGAUCUUCAUGCACCUGGAACACGAGGACGUCCUGUCUGCCAGCCUAGUGUGCCGACAGUGGCACGCCGUCUCGAGGGACGAGUUCCUGUGGCGCCAGCUCUUCUACGGCUACUACCGCAUCUCGCGAGCCGUGCCCAGGCACCCUGCUGCCACCUCCUGGUUAGAGGAGUUCAAGCGCUUGUACGACACAAUCCCCUGUGUGGAGGUGCAGACAUUGAAGGAGCACCAUGAUCAGGUCCUGCACCUCAGCUUCUCCCACUCCGGCCAUUUCUUUGCCUCCUGCUCCAAAGACUGCACUGUCAAGGUGUGGAAUAAUGACCCUGAGAUAUCACUCCUCCACAGCUCCAGCAUGCGCAGGUUUAACUGGGGCUACACCCAGUUCUCCCAGUUCAAUGCAGAUGAUACCCUUUUGCUAGUUUCAGGUGUCUACAUUGGCCCUCAGCAGGCCUCCUCAGGGGAGAUUGCGGUCAUCAGCCUGGAUGACUUCACACUUCUUUCACGGGUCAGGAACAAACCGUACGAUGUGUUUGGAUGCUGGCUGAAUGAGACUCACCUGAUCUCAGGGAAGCUGCACUGGAUUGGAAACAUGACGUCCUGCUCAGUUCUCUGGCUGAACAAAGCAUUCCAGGAUGUAGAAUCUGAGAAUGUGAACGUUGUGAAGCGGCUAUUCAAAUUCCAGAACCUAAAUGCCAGUACGAUUCGCACUGUCAUGGUGGCAGACUGCCGGAGACACGACUCGCCAGACCUCAUCUUGAAUUACGAGGAGCAACGAGCUGCGGCAGAAAUAGCUGCUGCGUUGACAAGGACUUCUCAGACCUGCUCUGUGCCCCAUGUCUUUGACCUGGGCAGUGACAGCGAGGAUGAGGCAGCAAGCGGGAGCGAAGGCAGGAGGAGCACUGAUGUGGAUAACCCCAACCUCGGGCCAGGCUUGGAAGAGUUGCUUGAUGACAUUUACCAGGGCCGACGUCCACCUGUGAUCAAUGAGCAUCUGUUAGAGGCCAAAGUGGCCGAAUAUCUGGGAAAGACUCGCACGCGGCCUGCUGACUCUGAGCUCCUGAUUCCCAGCGAGGUGCAGGAGCCUAAGAAGUACCUCAUCUUCACCAUGGGUAGCCUGACCUACUCACCGCACCAGAUAGGAAUUAAACGCAUCCUCCCUGAUCAGAUGACCACCUCUGGACCAGUUCUGGGGAAGGAACGCAGUACAGAGGAGUUUUUUGAUUCACUAGACCACGUGAUUGACAUCCACGGUCAUAUCAUUGGCAUGGGUCUUUCUCCUGACCACAGAUACCUGUACGUGAACAGCAGGGCAUGGCCGACUGGCUAUGUCAUAUCAGACCCGAUGUCCCCACCUCCCAUCGCAGAAGAGAUCGAUAUGCAUGUGUUGGAUCUGAAGACUAUGCAAGAGGAGAGGCAGUGCCUUCGAGCUCAUCGUGCCUAUACGCCCAAUGACGAAUGCUUCUUCAUUUUUCUUGACGUUAGCAGGGACUUUGUUGCAAGCGGUGCAGAGGACAAGCACGGCUACAUCUGGGACCGUCACUACAACAUCUGCCUGGCCAAGCUGCAGCACGACGACGUGGUGAAUUCUGUGGCCUUCAGCCCGGUGGAUCAGGAGCUGCUGCUGACUGCCAGUGACGACUACACCAUCAAGGUGUGGCGAUCUCCUCGCGUGGUCCGCAUUGCCCAGCCCAGGCGUCCACAGCCCCGCAAGCUGCUCUUCUCCUGGCUGAUGAAUGUGAAGCAGUGACCAGCUGUCUGGGGCUUUUGGUUCAAUAGCCGGGGAGGGGGGUGGGCAGCAGGGAUGGCCGGCCUGGUGGGCUUAGCAUCGCAGCUGGAAUGCAGGGAGGGGAAAGUGGAAUCAAAAGGGGUGACGCGCCGGUCCCCUUCUGCACUCCUUUGAGUGAGGCCUGGGCAGACGUCCCCAUCUGUGACAGUUGCUGUGGUGGCCCCCCCCACCCCGUGCUACAAGGCUCACUGCUGAGGAAGAAUGGAAAUGAAGACGCAGAGCGGGUUGGCAUCUUUGGGGGGCCUCAGACCGGCCCAGCGUGUUGCCCUGCCCUGCUUUUCCUCGUCUCCACUUGUAUUUUUGAAAGAACUUUGUUUUUUUUUUUUGUUGUUGUUGUUGACAAAUGGAUUGUUUGAGUGCUGAAGGGCGACACAGGAACUCUGGAAACAUUAAAGGCAAAAAAGAAAAUGGUGUCGGGCCAAAGUCGACGAAAAAUGGAAGACGACGGCGUGUUUGAGUUAACGUGUUCUGCUGGUUUGUGCAAGUGUUGUUUCCAUAAGGCCUUUGAAUAAAUGAGCCGAGUGUCGAGGUGGCGGCCCGCUGUGACCUCUG
Polypterus senegalus (gray bichir) is the source of this 2622-nucleotide messenger RNA. It is a transcript of the gene fbxw5, whose product is annotated as F-box and WD repeat domain containing 5. The transcript has 10 exons. The coding region runs from base 91 to 2031 and encodes 646 amino acids. Gene Ontology annotation, biological process: protein ubiquitination. Gene Ontology annotation, cellular component: Cul4-RING E3 ubiquitin ligase complex; SCF ubiquitin ligase complex. Lineage: Eukaryota; Metazoa; Chordata; Cladistia; Polypteriformes; Polypteridae. The record is from RefSeq and is a predicted model, not a curated record. Gene Ontology annotation, molecular function: protein binding.